Vidua macroura (Pin-tailed whydah) is the source of this 2257-nucleotide messenger RNA. RefSeq names its product GRAM domain containing 2A (gene GRAMD2A). The coding region runs from base 270 to 1211 and encodes 313 amino acids. The record is from RefSeq and is a predicted model, not a curated record. The transcript has 13 exons. Lineage: Eukaryota; Metazoa; Chordata; Aves; Passeriformes; Viduidae. Gene Ontology annotation, cellular component: extrinsic component of cytoplasmic side of plasma membrane; endoplasmic reticulum membrane; organelle membrane contact site. Gene Ontology annotation, biological process: regulation of store-operated calcium entry. Gene Ontology annotation, molecular function: phosphatidylinositol-4,5-bisphosphate binding.
AAAAUCGCUCGCCGACGGAGGGGCUCGUGCCGGACCUUUUCCACGCUGGAUCCCAGCGCCGCGGAAUUUCUGUGUGUUUGGUGACCUCGGAGGGGUUCUGAUGCCUUUGCUUCUCCCUGAUCCUUGUGUGGUGCCCCUUGGUGUCAGCAGGGAUAAAUCCGCUCACCCGGAUUAAGCAGUGCAGGCACUUGCAGAUUUAAGGGAUGACGUGAGGGAAGCCAGAGAGUGCUGAGCUCUGGAGAAGGAGGCUCCAGAUCAGUGCCACGCCGAUGCAUGAGAAGGCAGCUCCCCUGAAGAGCCCCGAGCCCAGGCACGGUCGUGAGAAGCUGGAAGUGUCCCACAAGCAGAAGAGUUUGGAUUCCCUCGAUGGCAGCCUCCGCCUGAACGAAGCCCUCAAGGAUGAGGACAUCAAGAAAUGCCACCGGGAAGUGGCUGCUAGCAAGUACAACUCCCAGUACCACAAACUGUUCAAGGACAUCCCGACGGAGGAGAGCGUGCUGAAAGUUUGCUCCUGCGCGCUCCAGAGAGACAUCCUCAUCCAGGGAAGGCUUUACAUCUCCCCCAACUGGCUCUGCUUCUACGCAAACCUUUUUGGGAAGGACAUUAAGGUGGUGAUCCCAGUGGUGUCUGUACAGCUGAUAAAGAAGCACAAGACGGCUCGGCUGCUGCCCAACGGCCUGGCCAUCACCACCACCGCCAGCAGAAAGUACAUCUUCGUAUCCCUCAUCUCUCGUGACAGCGUCUAUGAUGUCCUGAGGAGAGUCUGCACCCACCUGCAGGUUUCCAGUAAGAAGAGCUUGAGUCUGAAGGAGCUGUCGGAGGAGCCGGACUCCGUGUCACUGGAGGUGAUCGUCCCCGAGGGCAAGUGGAGGAAGGUGUCACCUACCUCACUGUCACUAUCACUGCCAGAUGCCAACUACCAGUGUAUCCGCCGGACCUCUGUCAGCAGCCUGAGCACCAAGGAGAGCUCCUUCACCUCUGAGGAGCCGCUGGUUUCAGAAAGUGCAAUAAAUACCGAGGAAGAGCUGGAGGUGGAGCAGAGCUAUGUGGCAGAGCUGAGACCCUCUGACUACCAGCUCCUGAAGAUCUUCAUUGUGCUCAUCUGUCUCCUGGUCGUGUCCUCCUCGUACCUGGCAUUCCGUAUCUUCCGUCUGGAGCAGCAGCUCUGCUCUCUGAACCGGGAUUACCUCUCCCGUGGGCACAGGAGGUGACUGUUCCCCAGGUGCUGGCUGAGGAUGGACACUGAGGUGGUGGCACCCUGCCCAUGGAUCCCGGUGCUGUGUCCUCCCAACCGUGGCUGUUACAUGUGGUCCAGCUUUCCCUUGGCUGGAAAAAUGGGACCAAGUAUUUUCUCUCUUCCUUCGGGCACUUGUUCCUGGUGGGACUUUGCAGCCAGGUUCUGGCCACCAGUGCCAACUCCCCAUCCCACUGGAAACCUGUUUUCUCCCUGGGACACUGCUGUGCUGUAGCACCGGACAAUGGCUCGGGGCUGCCGAGCACUUGGACCUUCCCUUAGGACUUGCUGCUAAGAUGGAUGUUGGUUUUUAUUUCAGGCUUGGAUUUUUCUUGUUAAAAGGUGACCUUGGGCUCACCAGGAACCCCCAAAAAUGUGGAUGAGUUGCCACUGCUGCUCUGGGAGAACCCAUCUGUUUGUCCCUCAGUAUCCCUGGGAAUGUUCCUGGAGGAAUGGCCCUGAACACAGGGAUCUGUGGGGAUGGGGAGAAAGGGCCCACUAGUCCUGUGGGGUGUCAUUUAUCCCACACACAAGGGUGGGGGUACAAGCCAGGGCUCCCCAGCCCUUCUCUCCUGGAGCACUGGGCUUAGAGGAGGGGGUGAGUGUGCAUCCCUUGCAAAGCACUUUAGGGUCUCCCAGACCAGGUGUCCUCACUGGGGUUCACACCUGGCACAGGUGAACUUUGUUAGUCCUGCUUGCCCCAUGAAGACGCUGGAAAGGAGCUCAUGGCUGGCACUGGGGAAUGUCCCAGAGUGCAGCGUCUGUGCCCUGGUUCGUGUUAACCUUGUCACCGCAUGGAGCUGAGUGCUGCAGGAUUUGUCUCACAGGAUUUGUCCCACAGCCCCCCUGGGAGCACACUGGGGUGGCAGGUGGUACCGGUGUGAUUCCUUUCUUUCCUGUUUUUUUGGGAACUACAAGUGCUGAUGGGGCCAAAUCCCAGCGCCCUGGGGAAGAGCUCACUGCUCGCUCUGGGCUUGGAAUGGCUUUUAAAUGGAAUUACAAUAAACACAGGAUUUUCUAGCA